Octodon degus (degu) is the source of this 2690-nucleotide messenger RNA. RefSeq names its product signal transducer and activator of transcription 5A. Bases 224 to 2599 code for a protein of 791 amino acids. The transcript has 19 exons. NCBI's taxonomy places the organism in Eukaryota, Metazoa, Chordata, Mammalia, Rodentia, Octodontidae. Gene Ontology annotation, molecular function: DNA-binding transcription factor activity, RNA polymerase II-specific; RNA polymerase II cis-regulatory region sequence-specific DNA binding. The record is from RefSeq and is a predicted model, not a curated record. Gene Ontology annotation, biological process: regulation of transcription by RNA polymerase II; cytokine-mediated signaling pathway; cell surface receptor signaling pathway via JAK-STAT.
UUCCUGUAGCGGUAGCGCGGCGAGCCGGGCGAGGAGCGGGGCAGGGACCCAGCUCUCUGGGGCUCAAGACAGAGGAAGGGGCGACAGCCCCCCGGACCCCGCUCCCUGGCCCGGCUGCCGGUCCUGCCAGGUCCCUGGUCCCUCCUCCUGCACCGCAGCUGCAGCCUGGCCCCGGAGGCCUUGGACAGACACGCGGGACUGUCGCUUCACCUCCCAGGUGACCAUGGCCGGCUGGAUCCGCGCCCAGCAGCUGCAGGGCGACGCGCUGCGCCAGAUGCAGGUACUCUACGGGCAGCAUUUCCCCAUCGAGGUCCGCCACUACCUGGCCCAGUGGAUAGAGAGCCAGCCCUGGGAUGCCAUCGAUGUGGACAGCCCCCAAGACCGCGCACAGGCGGCCCAGCUCCUGGAGGGCCUGGUGCAGGAGCUGCAGCGGAAGGCGGAGCACCAGGUGGGGGAGGACGGGUUCCUGCUGAAGAUCAAGCUGGGCCACUACGCCACGCAGCUGCAGAACACCUAUGACCGCUGCCCCCUGGAGCUGGUCCGCUGCAUCCGGCACAUCCUGCACAACGAGCAGCGGCUGGUCCACGAGGCCACCAACGGCGGCUCCCCAAGCCUCAUCGAGGCCCUGUCUCAGAAGCACCUGCAGAUCAGCCAGACAUUCGAGGAGCUGCGGCUGGUGACGCAGGACACGGAGAGCGAGCUGAAGAAGCUGCAGCAGGCGCAGGAGUACUUCAUCAUCCAGUACCAGGAGAGCCUGGGUGUCCAGGCCCAGCUUGUGCAGCUGGCCCAGCUGAGCCCCCAGGAGCGGCUGAGCCGGGAGCCGGCCCUGCAACAGAAGCAGGCGACGCUGGAGGCCUGGCUGCAGCGCGAGGCGCAGACUCUGCAGCGGUACCGCGUGGAGCUGGCCGAGAAGCACCAGAAGACCCUGCAGCUGCUGCGCAAGCAACAGACGGUCAUCCUGGACGACGAGCUGAUCCAGUGGAAGCGGCGGCAGCAGCUGGCGGGGAACGGAGGUCCCCCCGAGGGCAGCCUGGACGUGCUGCAGUCCUGGUGCGAGAAGCUGGCCGAGCUCAUCUGGCAGAACCGGCAGCAGAUCCGCAGGGCCGAGCACCUGUGUCAGCAGCUGCCCAUCCCCGGGCCGGCGGAGGGGACGCUGGCGGAGGUGAACGCCACCAUCACGGACAUCAUCUCAGCCCUGGUCACCAGCACCUUCAUCAUCGAGAAGCAGCCCCCGCAGGUCCUGAAGACGCAGACCAAGUUUGCGGCCACCGUGCGGCUGCUGGUGGGCGGGAAGCUGAAUGUGCACAUGAACCCGCCGCAGGUGAAGGCCACCAUCAUCAGCGAGCAGCAGGCCAAGGCGCUGCUCAAGAACGAGAACACCCGCAACGAGUGUAGUGGCGAGAUCUUGAACAACUGCUGCGUCAUGGAGUACCACCAGGCCACCGGCACGCUCAGCGCCCACUUCCGCAACAUGUCCCUGAAGAGGAUCAAGCGGGCCGACCGGCGGGGUGCAGAGUCAGUGACGGAGGAAAAGUUCACGGUGCUGUUCGAGUCGCAGUUCAGUGUGGGCGGCCACGAGCUCGUGUUCCAAGUGAAGACCCUGUCCCUCCCCGUGGUGGUCAUCGUCCACGGCAGCCAGGACCAUAACGCCACAGCCACUGUGCUGUGGGACAAUGCCUUUGCAGAGCCAGGCAGGGUGCCGUUCGCGGUGCCCGACAAAGUGCCGUGGCCCCAGCUCUGCGAGGCGCUCGACAUGAAGUUCAAGGCCGAGGUGCAGAGCACCCGGGGCCUGACCAAGGAGAACCUGGUGUUCCUGGCGCAGAAGCUGUUCAGCAGCAGCAGCGGCCACCUGGAGGACUACAGCGGCAUGGCCGUGUCCUGGUCGCAGUUCAACAGGGAGAACCUGCCGGGCUGGAACUACACCUUUUGGCAGUGGUUCGACGGGGUCAUGGAGGUGCUCAAGAGGCAUCACAAGCCCCACUGGAACGAUGGCGCCAUCUUGGGCUUCGUGAACAAGCAGCAGGCGCACGACCUGCUCAUCAACAAGCCGGACGGCACCUUCCUGCUGCGCUUCAGCGACUCGGAGAUCGGCGGCAUCACCAUCGCCUGGAAGUUCGACUCUCCCGACCGCAACCUGUGGAAUCUCAAGCCCUUCACCACGCGGGACUUCUGCAUCCGCUCGCUGGCAGACCGCCUGAGUGACCUGAGCUACCUGGUGUAUGUGUUCCCCGACCGGCCCAAGGACGAGGUCUUCUCCAAGUACUACACGCCUGUGCUCGGUAAAGCCGUGGAUGGCUACGUGAAGCCACAGAUCAAGCAGGUAGUCCCCGAGUUUGCCACCGCCUCUGCAGACUCUGCAGCCAGUGCUACCUACAUGGACCAGGCCCCAUCCCCAGCCGUGUGUCCCCAGGCACCGUACAACAUGUACCCGCAGAACCCCGACCCCAUCCUGGACCAGGAGGGCGAAUUCGACCUGGAUGAGACCAUGGAUGUGGCCCGGCACGUGGAGGAGCUGCUACGCCGACCUGCGGGUAGCCUGGACGCGCGCCUCUCCCCGCCUGCGCGGCUUUUCCCCCCGGCCCGCAGCUCUCUGUCCUGAGCCCAAGCGCGGGCUGCUCCUGGGGUGGGCACCGCGGCAUUUGGUGGCUGCUGCUGCGCCUACAGUACUGUGUGUAUAUUGCUGCCUUGGG